AUGGCCAACCUAGCUGAUAAAGGCGAGUUAUCAAACACUUUUGUCAGUGAAGGAAAUGGCGACAUGGAGGGAGACGGUGUAAAUAAAGCCUGGACCAAAAACAGUCAUAUCGAAAUAAAUUCACAUGAGACAUCGAACUACGGCAAAGUACUCGACGGCAUACGAGACCUUGAACUGCGCUUUGUGAACAAAUUCGAUGAGCUUUUGCAGGAAAUUCGACAGUCCACUAAAACAACAGAAGAAAAUAUCGGUGAAGACCGAAAUUUCGUAAUUAAAGAAAAUGGCAAACUGAAGCAAGAAAUCGACAUACUUUUGGACUAA
Messenger RNA from Paramuricea clavata, 321 nucleotides. The record is from the annotation of a GenBank genome assembly. Lineage: Eukaryota; Metazoa; Cnidaria; Anthozoa; Malacalcyonacea; Plexauridae.